Molecule: messenger RNA, 4537 nt
Organism: Ictalurus furcatus (blue catfish)
Lineage: Eukaryota; Metazoa; Chordata; Actinopteri; Siluriformes; Ictaluridae
Gene: nck1b
Product: NCK adaptor protein 1b
Exons: 3
Coding region: 2299-3354 (351 amino acids)
Biological process (GO): negative regulation of PERK-mediated unfolded protein response; positive regulation of endoplasmic reticulum stress-induced intrinsic apoptotic signaling pathway; negative regulation of endoplasmic reticulum stress-induced eIF2 alpha phosphorylation
Molecular function (GO): ephrin receptor binding
Source: RefSeq, a predicted model, not a curated record
CUGGAUAAAACACUGUUCCCAUCACGGUCCUGCUGUCUGACCGUCUCCGGUCCGGAGGAAGGUCCUGGGGUGGAACACACUGUAUCUAAAAGAGCAGCUUUUAUAAACAGCACUACACCAACACAAAUCGACUGUCCACCCUGACACAUCUCCUGUAAUAUAGCUAUAUUUAUCUUUUGUUUUGUCGACGCAGCUUUGCUCAAAACAGAGUUAUUGAGAAAUAUCCGAGUUUCCAACAGAAUUGAGACGACCACUCUGGUGUUCUGCUUUUCAGUAAAUGUCCUGGUUCUGCUUUUUACUUUUUGAACCACAAAAAAAAAACAAAAACAUUUACACAGGUCCUUCCAGAGUUAGUCUGAAGGUGAGGAACACACACACACUCUCUCACACACACUCUACAGGACAGAAUUAGUUGGUGUUCGUUACAGAUAAAAAUACGAGACGUGUGUACAGUAUUGAGCAAUAUUUAUUUAUUCCUUUUAGAUUUAGAUCGAACGCUCAGCUAGUCUUUUAUCUAUAUGAAUACUAAUUAAGGAAUAAGCCGGAAUGAAAUUGUGUUAUUGUUCUUUAACAGCAGGGUCUAGAGUGUGUUAUUCCUCUUGUACCACAGCGACGAUUAUAACGUUUCAUGUAUUAAUGAAAGACACGGCGCACAUUUUAACGGUGUAUAGACGGAUUAAAUGUCGCGGAACGUCCGAGAUACGAGUUAGUUCGUGUUAUCACUUACGCUACAGCCAAAGAUAAUGAGACCAAAAAAAAAAAAAAAAAAAACCACACACUGUUGUGACUGCGCAUGAAUGCUAAAUAAAUGUCUCCUAAUAAAUAAACAUCGCCACAUCCAUGCCUGAUGAUAUUUUUCUUUGUUAAACAAUGAAGGUAGGUUUUUGUUUGUUUUCGUUAUAUGAGGUAAGGUACUUAUGUCAGUGCUUUUAAAAAAAAAAAAAAAAUCAAUAAACAAUUGUAGUAUUUAUUUAAGGUAAGAUAAGAUAAACGUCAUUUCACGAUGAGAUAAGCUUUAUUUAUUCAGCAGCGUGUCAGUAGGAAGCUAAAUACAGGAAAUUGAAUAUAAAUAAAUAUAAAGUGACGGUCGUGUGGUCUGUUAGUGUGAUAAGUAUACUGAUAUGAUGUAACUGUGGAACACGGAGGAAAAGUAGCAGCGUGGUUGGUUUUGAGGGGAAAAUGGAAGUGAUGAUCAUUUCAAAAGAGUCAAAGUCCAGUGGGGAUUGUAUUUUAAUUGUUUUUUUGUUGUUGUUGUUUUGUUUUUUAGCGUGACCGGCUAUGAAGCUCUUGGGUUUUUUUUACACUUAAAAUCAUCCGUUUUCUUUUUUCAUUUGUUAAAUCAAUUAUUUUGUUUGUUGUUGAGUUUGUUGUUGAAACCAUUAUGAAGUAAACAUUAGUCAGCUGGAUUAUUCAUCAGCGCUGGAGUAAGAUCCAGUCUUGGCAGCGAGGGUCAACACUGAAAAGCCGAAAGGAAAUGAAGUUUGUCUUGUGUAAAUGGAGAAGUGUGUGAGAUAGAGAGAGAGGGAGGGAGAGAGGGGGAGAGGUACAGGGGGUUGUGAUGUUGCUAGUUUGUGACUUGGGGUUUUGUGUGUCAUAAAAGUAAAGACACUGGCUCACAGGACUUGAUUCAGUGAGUCAUUCUGAUGAAUCAGUUGUUGAUCUGACUCCCAGGAUCAUUACUUGAGGAACCGUGUGUGUGUAAGAGGGAGAGAGUAAGUAAGUGAGAAAGAGGUGUGAAGGGUUGAAGGUUUGCUACUUUGUGACUUGGUGAAUCACAGGACUUGAUUCAGUGAGUCAUUGUGAUGAAUUGUUUGUUGAUUUGGCUCCAAGAAUCCCAGGGUAAUUACUUGAACUUUUUUUUGUGUGUGUGUGUGUGUGUGUGUGUGUGUGUGUGUGUGUGUGUGUGUGUGUGUGAAUGAGAGAGAGGUGUGAAGGGUUGUAGGUUUCUACUUUGUGACUUGAAUCACAGUACUUGAUUCAAUGGGCUAUUCCAAUGAAUCAGUUAUUGAUCUGGCUGUAAGAGUCCCAGUGUCAUUACGUGUGUGUGUGUGUGUGUGUGUGUGAGAGAGAGAUUGAGAGAGAGAUGUGAAGCGUUGUAGGUUUUCUACUUUGUGACUUGGUGAAUCACAUAGCUUGAUUCAGUGAGUCAUUCUGAUGAAUCGUUUGUUGAUUUGGCUCCAAGACUCCCAGGGUCAUUACUUGAGAAACUUUGUGUGUGUGUGGUGUUUGCGUGUCUGUGUGUGUGUGGGACGAGCUGAGCACAGCCUUAGCCGCGUGUGAUUGGCUGAGAGCGGUCACAUGGGCGGGACUCCUGCUUGCUGUGCAGUCUUUCCUCCUGUGGGCGUUUCACAUGGAAUAACUGCACAGCUGCAGAAGGAAGAGUCGCCGGGAGAGCCCGAAAUGGAUAUGGCUAACCUCUUUAAGCACUUCUUCCGGAUCGGGAAGGUGAAACGGAAAACGGGAAUGAGGGAUACGGCAUCAAACGCGGAGGCGGACUUUUACCCGGACAACGGGGAGCGGCUGUACGACCUGAACCUGCCGGCGCUGGUGAAGUUUAACUACACUGCCGAGCGGGAGGACGAGCUGUCUCUGGUCAAGGGCACCAGGGUCAUCGUCAUGGAAAAGUGCAGUGAUGGCUGGUGGAGAGGCAGCUACAGCGGGCGCUCUGGCUGGUUCCCCUCCAACUACGUGACUGAAGACGCGGAUGGCUCGGCCAGCAACGAUAUGAUGGGCUUGUCGGAGAAGCUGGCCGCCGUGGUGCACAGCGCAAACGGCAAUCGGGUGCUCCAUACGGUUCAGGCUCUGUAUCCGUUCAGCUCGGCCAACGACGAGGAGCUGAACUUUGAGAAAGGGGAGAUGAUGGACGUCCUGGAGAAGCCGGAAAACGACCCAGAGUGGUGGAAGUGCCGCAAAGCUGAUGGGCAGGUCGGGCUCGUGCCCAAGAACUACGUCACCAUACUGCAAGAGUCGCAGAAUUCGGGGAGCAUGGCCGGACCCCCUACGCCCGACUUUGACUACAUCGAGCCUUCUGGAAGUGGGCGCUUCGCGGGUAAGGAGUGGUACUAUGGCAAAGUGACCCGGCACCAGGCAGAGAUGGCGCUCAACCAGAGGGGCACAGAGGGAGACUUCCUCAUCAGAGACAGCGAGUCCUCGCCCAACGAUUUCUCCAUAUCACUGAAGGCCCAGACCAAAAACAAGCAUUUCAAAGUGCAGUUGAAGGACAACCUGUAUUGCAUCGGACAGCGCAAGUUCGGCUCCAUGGAGGAGCUGGUGGAACACUACAAAAAGGCGCCGAUCUUCACCAGCGAGCAGGGUGACAAACUGUACCUGAUCAAGGCCCUGGCUGCCUCCUGAUCCAGAACGUGACCCGCAUUGGAAAUCUAGAACCACGUGGCAGGACUGAGAGACUCGAGAGGAAAAUGGAGCAUUCCAACUGUGGAGAGGAAGGGUUAAAGGGGGUGGGGGAGCGACGGACGGUUUUGGACUCCCGUGUUUAUGCUCAGAGACAGCUUCACGGUUGGACGUGUAUCAAAAUACAGUUGUUUAGGGCCUAGGUGAUGUAUUUUGCUGUUAACAUGUAUUAGAAUUACAACUUAGGUUUUCUCUUCUUAAUAUAUAUCUUUUUUUUUUGUUUGUUUGUUUGUUUGUUUUUUUUUGGACUGCUUCUUUCAGUAAUCGUGUCGUCGGGUCACUACUCAUCACCCGUUCGUCGAAUUACGGAAAACCCGAUAAACCGUGCUGCACGUUUCCAUGAUUUUCUACGUUUUUUCCGAAUCGCUCAAAUAACGCAACAUAGCGAGCUGAUUUAACAUGCGAUAUUUAUAGGGAUCCAACCUUUCUGCAGAAUAAAAGUGGGCGGCCAGAGCGUAUCGAGGUUUUAGCAACGUUUUUUUUUUUUUCUUUCUAUCUCUCUUUCUCGAAAUCCAGCUCAGUGUUUACAAAGAAUAUCAGAAGAACGCGGGCGCUUGCAGCUUAACAGGAUGUAGGGUUCUUCCUGUCCUCGUGGGGACAGGAAACUGUUCUAUAUUUAAAAGGUCCAUCCCUUUUUGAGUGACGGACGUUUCCCGAGCAUGCUAGAGUCGUGCGCUGGGAUGCAGGUGACCUGAACCGGACUCCUGACCUUGAUUCCGUAUGCGGAUUGGACUGUCUGCGAUCUUUUAAAAAAAAAUUUUUUUUUUAAGUUUGGUGCAACUUUUUUUUCGUGGCUGUACGUUUGUCUUGCUGGCUGUCGACGUGGAAAGCGUCUGAUUGGCAGAUACCAUCGUACGGUUUGUACUUAAGUUUUCCGAAAUACUUCCGCAAUCAUCAUUCGCCAUCCUUUUAGUGCAUUUUAUUUUUUUUUUAUAGAAGAAUUCAGUGUCGUAUCUCGAGCGGCGACGUUCUUGCUCGGACGUACGGCGGUUUCCUGGCGUUCCGAUCUCACCGUGUUUUCCGAGCGCUAUCCGAUGAUGAUCGCAUCGUUAAUGCGAGGUGUUGGACAGGGCCAAAUCUUCACUCGCGGGAGUUUCAGGAUUCAUCUUGCGGUCAUAAACGAGGC